Messenger RNA from Ylistrum balloti, 2941 nucleotides. Its product is annotated as T-complex protein 1 subunit beta-like. The transcript is spliced from 16 exons. Gene Ontology annotation, cellular component: cytosol; chaperonin-containing T-complex. Gene Ontology annotation, molecular function: ATP binding; ATP-dependent protein folding chaperone; ATP hydrolysis activity. Bases 65 to 1657 code for a protein of 530 amino acids. NCBI's taxonomy places the organism in Eukaryota, Metazoa, Mollusca, Bivalvia, Pectinida, Pectinidae. Gene Ontology annotation, biological process: protein folding. The record is from RefSeq and is a predicted model, not a curated record.
CGAGAAACCCAGAAGAUUCGAGAAGUUGAAUACUGUUGUUUCGGACGCUCAAACACUAAACAAGAUGGUUUCUCUGAAUCCCGUUCAGAUCUUCAAGGCAGGCGCAGAGGAGGAAAAGGCAGAAACAGCCAGACUGUCCUCGUUCGUUGGUGCAAUUGCUAUCGGUGAUCUGGUCAAAAGCACACUCGGACCAAAAGGAAUGGACAAAAUCCUACAAGGUGGUGAUCAAAUCUCUGUGACCAACGAUGGAGCAACGAUAUUGAAAUCCAUUGGAAUAGACAAUCCUGCAGCCAAAGUAUUAGUUGAUAUCUCUAAGGUACAGGAUGAUGAGGUAGGAGAUGGAACAACAUCUGUGGUGGUUCUGGCAUGUGAACUCCUCAAGGAGGCAGAGACAUUAGUUACACAGAGAAUACACCCACAGACCAUUAUCUCUGGCUGGAGGAAGGCAACAGACGCGGCUAGACAUGCCCUCACAAACUUUGCUAGGGACCAUGGAAAUGAUCCAGAGAAGUUCAGGAACGACUUGUUGAACAUUGCCAGGACAACACUUAGCUCUAAAAUCCUCACCCAGUAUAAAGAUUAUUUCGCUAAUAUGACUGUGGAUGCUGUGCUAAGACUGAAGGGAAGUGGUAACCUAGAUGCCAUUCAAAUCAUUAAGAAGCUUGGCGGUGGCCUGUCAGAUUCAUAUCUGGAUGAAGGAUUCUUGUUAGAUAAGAAAAUAGGAGUAAACCAACCAAAAAGAAUAGAAAAUGCCAAGAUUCUCAUCGCUAACACACCAAUGGACACUGAUAAAAUCAAGGUGUUUGGAACAAAGGUAAAGGUAGAUGCAGUUUCGAAAGUAGCAGAGCUUGAAGUUGCAGAAAAAGAGAAGAUGAGGGACAAGGUCAACAAAAUCCUUAAGCACGGCUGUAAUGUGUUCAUUAACAGACAACUCAUCUAUAAUUACCCUGAGCAACUGUUUGCUGAUGCUGGUGUGAUGGCCAUUGAGCAUGCAGACUUUGAUGGGAUUGAAAGACUGGCUCUUGUCACAGGUGGUGAGAUCGUGUCCACCUUUGACUGUCCUGAAUUAGUUAAACUAGGUCAGUGUGACUUGAUGAAUGAGGUCAUGAUUGGAGAAGACAAGCUCAUCAAAUUCUCAGGUGUGGCUAUGGGAGAGGCCUGUACCAUUGUGUUGAGAGGAGCGACGAAGCAGAUCUUGGAUGAAGCCGACCGUUCAAUUCAUGAUGCUCUUUGUGUCCUCACACAAACGGUCAAAGAAACAAAGACAGUGUUUGGUGGAGGAAGCUCCGAGAUGUUGAUGGCUGAUGCUGUAUCUAAACUUGCGAUGAAGACCCCAGGCAAGGAGGCUGUAGCUAUGGAAGCAUAUGCCAAAGCAUUGAGGAAUUUACCAACUACAAUAGCAGACAAUGGAGGUUUUGACAGUGCCCACCUCGUGUCACAGCUCCGUGCCCUACACUCUGAGGGAAAGAAUACGAUGGGCAUCAAUAUGGAGCUUGGAGAGGUGGGUGAUAUGGAGAUAAAUGGAAUCACAGAGUCGUUCCAGGUGAAGCGCCAAGUUGUCAUGAGUGCUUCCGAGGCAGCUGAAAUGAUUCUUCGUGUUGAUGAUAUUGUGAAGGCAGCGCCCCGACCACGACAGCGGGAUGAUAGAUGUCAUUGAAACCUAAUUUCAUAGCAUUAUCUAUAUCAAGCGUGUGAUUUGUUGAUGUGUAAGAAGCCUUGUGAGAGAAUGAGAAACUUAAUGAGAAUGAGAUGAGCCGAAAUGUGCUAGCUUUUGUAUGUUGAGAAGCAUUUUAGGAAGUAACCUAUUUUUUUUCCACAACUGGGACAACCAUUCAGGUUGAAGUCAAGAUCAAAUUCAAUUCAAAUUUAGAAAAUAUGUAAUUAAGUGAUACCUGAAGUUACACAUCUUUAUUUUUUCAAUGUAAAACAAUUUGCCCUUCAUCUUAUUUGUACUGCAAUAGUUUUCUGGGAAUUUCUGAAAUGUUGACAACUUCAGGGAUAAACUUUUAGAGAUAUGCCAGAAUCUAUGUAAAGUUCAAUGUAGGUUUAAAAGUCUUUUUAGUCAGUCUUGUAGGCAUCAGUUACUGGGAGUUGACUUGUAAUAUAAACAUGAUCAAAAUGAACUGUGAAAUGUGUAAGACAAUGUUAUCUUCAAUUUGAUAUUAAAAAUGUGGUGAUAAUGACAACGCUGACGUUUUUUAAAAGUGUGGAAGAACUUUUCAAGCCAUAGGAUCAACAUACACUUCAGUCUUCAGUGUUCUGACACUGCUCUUUAUGGUUAAAUAAUCGGAACUUGUCUCCGGGUGAUGUACAACUUUGGUUGAGAAAGAGAUCAGUUUUUACUGCUUUCCUUUUUCUUUUGGAGGAAAUUUUGGAUGCAAAUGUAAGACUACAAUGUUCAUCAAGAAAAGUCUUGUAAAAGUGGAUUUUUUCUCAUCGGAAUAGGAUUAAAUUGUCUCCCUUUGAGAUCAUUUGAAAUGUAAAGUUAUUAAAGUCGUCGUGAACAAACACUACAUGGCGUUUUAUAUUUGUAAAUAUUUUUGUCAAAGUUGAAUGUCUUGCAUCCAUUGGAAAUUCGUCAUCAUGCAUGUGAUUAUCAAGAUUUCACGUGUAACUCCAGGUAAAAUCAUUUGGUCAAUUUUGGGGUAUUCCUUGUGAAUUUAAAAUACAUGUACAGGUAAUCUGUAGAAAAAAAAAAUUGAAAACUUUUCAGUGUUUAUAAAUUUGUAACUGUAACUGUGAACUAUUCACAUGUUCAAUCCCAUUGUGCUUUAAUGUUCUGUUCAAGCCUAUACAAUUUAUUUAUUGUCAGAUGUGUUACAAAAUUUUGUACAUGUUUACAAGUUUUUCAUCCAUUUUAUUUGUCCAGUGCUUCUAAUCUGUGAUGUAACUUUCCGUUUUUUUUUCUAUGUCAUGGAUGUUUUUGUAUUUAAAUUCUGUA